Messenger RNA from Arachis stenosperma, 696 nucleotides. RefSeq lists its product as uncharacterized. NCBI's taxonomy places the organism in Eukaryota, Viridiplantae, Streptophyta, Magnoliopsida, Fabales, Fabaceae. The record is from RefSeq and is a predicted model, not a curated record. The coding region runs from base 1 to 696 and encodes 231 amino acids. The transcript is spliced from 2 exons.
AUGACCACGAUUCUGAAUCCUAUGAUGGCUGAUCACAAAUUAAAAUUCGAACGCCUUGCUAGACAGGUCGAACGAAUUGUUCGAAUCGUUGAUUAUGAUGAAGGUGAAAGGCAUAAUGCUAGGAGAAAUAAUGAAGGAUUCGAAAAUGUGUUUCAAAAUGAAAAUAAUGUUUUUAACCGAAAAAAUCCUCAUAUAGUUCUCCGUGGGCAAAAUGCAGAUGAAGUUCUAGCCAGAUUACGUGCUAAUCAUGGUGGAGAAUGUUAUCAGGUCACUAGAAUUAUGGAAGAAGUGCUCAAUCGAGUGGGUUUGAAUGCUGGGGAAGUAGGAGAAUCGACUACUGAACAUGUUGCUCGAUAUUUGGUUGAGAUUGGAAAUUUGGCCAAUUAUGAGAAUUUGAAAAUGAAGUUUUUUCCUUCUUCGUUAAUGAAGAAUGCAUUUACUUGGUUUUCGAAUCUCAGACCGAAUUCGAUAAUAAUAUGGAAUCAGUUGAAAACUGCUUUUCACGCUCAAUUUUAUCGAGGGAAAUUAAAUGUGGCAGUUACUGAUCUAGUAGCUUUGAAACGAGAGAAUGGUGAAACCAUCGAUGAUUAUAUGAUACGUUUCAAAAAUGCUAGAAGUAGAUGCUAUGUUUCAUUACCUGAGAGUGAAGUGGUGAAGAUAAUAGUUAUGGAGCUAGGAUUUUAUAUGCGUCGAUAA